AUGGAUAAUAAAAGAAAACUUUUAAAGGAAUUAUAUAUGGGUAGACCUAUUUUUCAAUGGGGUUACUCAAUUGCACUAGAUUUUCACUACAAGGAGAUAAUCAUUGAUAAUGAAACAGUAUCAUUUCAAGUAAGUACCAAUUUGUUAUGGAAUACACAUGGUAGUGCAUUCGGUGAUAGUAAAAUAUAUUAUAGAGAUGUAGAUUGUUGUGUACUUUGUUUUGGUAUUCAUAAUGAACAAUCAUUUAAUAAUCUUAUUUAUUGGAUAAAAGAAUUAGAAGCAAAUACAUUAGUUGAUGAGAAAGUUCCAUUUGUUUUAAUAGGUACAAAAAGUGAUAUUGAAAGAACUGAAAAAUCAAUUUCAAAAGAAAGAAUCGAACAAUGGUGUAAAAAUAAACAGAAAAAUUCAAUAAAUAUUUCCACCCUGCAUCAUCGAAUGGGAUAUUAG
This is a messenger RNA of Dictyostelium discoideum AX4, 447 nucleotides long. RefSeq names its product Rab GTPase domain-containing protein (gene rabK3). NCBI's taxonomy places the organism in Eukaryota, Evosea, Eumycetozoa, Dictyosteliales, Dictyosteliaceae. The transcript has 3 exons. Gene Ontology annotation, molecular function: GTP binding; GTPase activity. The coding region runs from base 1 to 447 and encodes 148 amino acids. The record is from RefSeq and is a predicted model, not a curated record.